GGCGGGGCUGGAUUGACAACAGGCGGGGCUGGGUUGACAACGGGUGGGGCUGGGUUGAUAACAUGUGGAAUGUUUGCAGGUGGAGGUGGAGGCAAAAUAGCUGGACAAGACCCCAUGUGAUUGUAGCAUUCAGAUUCUCCUUUAAAACACUGCAUACACAUCCAACAAAUAUGGGCACCACAGUUACAUGUCAUAUGCAGGCAACCUCUAUUCUUCUCAAUUGGGGUAUGACACUUUGGACAUUUUUUCCUAUUAUCUGGGUCUUCUCCAUCCACUCCAAUAGCUCUUCAUCACUUUUCCUGCUAGCCUUGUAGACGUCACAACUUAGACCGGCAUGGUAUUGCUCAUGGCAUUUAGAGCAUGUGCUCACUGAACAGCUACUGCAAAUGAAUUCUCUGCUAAUCUCUGUCUGCAUGUAGAUCAUCUUGCAGUCUGGGGUGGGGCAAUUUUUGUAGGCAUCGGUGUUCUUCUCCAUAAAGCUUUGUAUAGCUGCAGAAACAAGGACUGGCAUUCG
Geodia barretti is the source of this 514-nucleotide messenger RNA. NCBI's taxonomy places the organism in Eukaryota, Metazoa, Porifera, Demospongiae, Tetractinellida, Geodiidae. The record is from the annotation of a GenBank genome assembly.